AUGCCGAGUCGCUCAGAAAUCGCUUAUUUCGGCGCGGGACCUGCUCCUCUCCCAACAGCCGCCUUGGAGAAGAGUGCUGAAGCCUUGGUCAAUUUCGAAGACAGUGGUCUGUCAUUGGCGGAGAUCUCUCAUCGCUCGCCAACAGCAAACAAAAUCCUUGCCGAUGCUAAAGAUGCCCUGGCAACGCUUUACGACAUCCCGACGGACGAAUAUGAUGUCCUUUUCUUGCACGGAGGGGGAACAGGCGAGUUCAGUGCCACUGUCCAGAACUUGGUGGGGGCCUGGAUUGAAAAGCGGCGGAGAAAGGCCGUCGCUGAACUGGGAGAGGGAAAGGAUGCAGAAGUUCUGGACCGAGUCAGACGCGAGAUCGAGGCUGAGCUAAAGGUCGAUUACCUUGUCACCGGAUCCUGGUCGCUCAAGGCCAGCCAGGAAGCUACGAGGCUCCUGAGCGCCAAAUAUGUCAAUGUCGCUGCGGACUCGAGGAAGAGCAACAACGGCAAAUUUGGUAAGAUCCCAGACGAGAAAGAGUGGAAAUUAACUCCGAAGGGAACCGCUUUCACCUACUAUUGUGACAACGAGACGGUCGACGGUGUCGAGUUUCCGGGCUUCCCCAAAUCUCUGGAAAGCACGGGCGGCAGCGAAGACGAUGAGAGGAUAGUGGUGGCUGAUAUGUCGAGCAAUUUUCUGAGCCGGAAGAUCGACGUCAGGAAGUUUGGCGUGAUUUUUGGCGGUGCACAAAAGAAUCUCGGCAUUACUGGAAUCACGGUCAUCAUCAUUCGAAAGUCCCUUCUCAACCUGGUUCCCCCGCCCACAUUUUUGCACGCAUUGUCUCCUGUGAUCCCGUUGUCAGGGGCGAUUCCUCCGAUAGUAUUCUCUUUCUCUACCAUUGCCGCGAACAACAGUCUUUACAACACUCUACCAAUCUUCAACCUCUACGUCGCCACUCUUGUGCUCCAGUCGCUUGUCUCGACCUGGGGCUCUCAGAAGGUCUCUGGGCAGGAAGCGAUUGCCGACAAGAAAGCUGCACUCAUCUAUGGCGCACUUGAUGCUUUUCCAGAUACCUACCAUGUUGUGCCGAAUAAGAGUGUGCGGAGCCGAAUGAAUAUAUGCUUCCGGAUCAUCUCUGGAGCCCAGACCAAUAAUGAGGCGGUGCCGGACGACGGCCGGGAAAAGGCUUUUCUUGCGGGAGCAGAGAAGCGAGGACUGCUUGGGCUGAAAGGACACCGCUCUGUUGGUGGAAUUAGGGCGAGCAAUUACAACGCCGUGUCGGAGGAAAAUGCUCAGAAGCUGGCCGGUUACCUGGUUGAGUUUGCAAAGGCAUGA
This is a messenger RNA of Capronia epimyces CBS 606.96, 1323 nucleotides long. RefSeq names its product phosphoserine aminotransferase. Gene Ontology annotation, biological process: L-serine biosynthetic process. Gene Ontology annotation, molecular function: O-phospho-L-serine:2-oxoglutarate transaminase activity; pyridoxal phosphate binding. The record is from RefSeq and is a predicted model, not a curated record. The transcript is spliced from 2 exons. Gene Ontology annotation, cellular component: cytoplasm. The coding region runs from base 1 to 1323 and encodes 440 amino acids. Lineage: Eukaryota; Fungi; Ascomycota; Eurotiomycetes; Chaetothyriales; Herpotrichiellaceae.